CACGUUCAAAUUACCUGACGACGUGUCACACCUUCAAACACGCGAGGCUGACGUCAUUGCGAUAGUUUUGAAGAAACUGACGUCACCCCUUGCCGUCGGUGACGCGGUCGACGACGUUGGAGGAUCCAUGGCGGGCGCUGUGCAGGCGCCGUGGUGGAGCUCGUGGGAGGCGGCGCUGCUGCCGCCUCCUCCCGCCGCCGCCGCGGUCACUCCGCUGGGGCUCCUCGUGGCGCUGCUCGUCCUCGUCCUCACCCUGGGAGCUUUGUGGUUCGCGCGACGCGGGAGGGAGGCGAGGAGGAGCGUCGUGCUGCUGCUAGGACCAAGCAACGCGGGGAAGACUCUCAUGUUCAUACGCUUGCUGACGGGGACACACAGGGACACACACAUGUCCUUCGAGGUGAACUCUGCCCCAUAUCAAGCAGCACCCAACAAGGGAGUGGUGACGCUGGUGGACGUUCCAGGCCACGCCAGCGUUCGUGUCGAUGCCAUUGAGCGCUUGAAGCACGGAGUGAGGGCGGUGGUGGUGGUGGUGGACAGUGUCGCCUUCCAGAAGGAGGUCAAGGAGGUGGCUGAGACUCUAUACGCCGUGCUCACAGACAAGGCCCUGAGCAGGCCCGGCACGCCCGUUCUCAUCGCCUGCAACAAGCAGGAUAUCGGCUUGGCCAAAUCUGCCUCCCUCAUUAAAAUGCAACUGGAGAAAGAGUUGACGACCCUGCGGGUGACCCAGGCGGCCGCCCUUUCCUCCACGACGGGACGCGGCGGCGGCGGCGGCGGCGGCGCCCUGGGGGGGGGCGGCCCGGGGGGGGGGCGGUCGGCGUUCAGCUUCUCCCAGCUGGGGGCGGGCGGCGUGGAGUUCACGGAGUGCGACGCUCGAAGCGACGGAGGCCUGAGCAGCGUUGUCACCUGGCUGGCUCACCUGGGGUAGACUCACCUGGGGUGGACUCACCUGGGGUAGACUCACCUGGGGUAGACUCACCUGGGGUAGACUCACCUGGGGUGGACUCACCUGGGGUGGACUCACCUGGGGUAGACUCACCUGGGGUAGACUCGCUCACCUGGGGUAGACUCGCUCACCUGGGGUAGACUCACCUGGGGUAGACUCACCUGGGGUAGACUCACCUGGGGUGGACUCACCUGGGGUAGACUCACUCACCUGGGGUGGACUCACCUGGGGUGGACUCACCUGGGGUAGACUCACCUGGGGUAGACUCGCUCACCUGGGGUAGACUCACCUGGGGUAGACUCACCUGGGGUAGACUCACUCACCUGGGGUAGACUCACCUGGGGUGGACUCACCUGGGGUGGACUCACCUGGGGUAGACUCACCUGGGGUAGACUCACCUGGGGUGGACUCACCUGGGGUGGACUCACCUGGGGUAGACUCACUCACCUGGCUCCCUCACCUGGGGUAGACUCACUCACCUGGGGUAGACUCACCUGGGGUAGACUCACUCAC
Molecule: messenger RNA, 1456 nt
Organism: Petromyzon marinus (sea lamprey)
Lineage: Eukaryota; Metazoa; Chordata; Hyperoartia; Petromyzontiformes; Petromyzontidae
Source: RefSeq, a predicted model, not a curated record